GCUUGCCACCAAUACGACUGUGCAACCAUGGCACAAACAAUCGUCUAUCGCCAGCUGUCCAAAACGCACCGUGAAAUUCGCCUCUUGCGUGUUAAUGCCAGACCGGGCAGCGAUGGUGGGAAUGGCCCUCUGGAGUGUUUACUAGAGCAUACGUCAUUGGAUGCACAAGUACCUAAGCCGUAUGCUGCGAUAUCAUAUUUCUGGGGCACGAGUACGGAUGAAGAGAUUGUCAAGGUUGACGGCAGAGAGGCGAAAGUGCCAAAGAGCGCUGCUUCCACUUUGCACAAUUUAGCACAAGUUGGAACGGAUGAACAUUUUUGGAUUGAUGCAAUCUGCAUUAACCAGCAGGACGCGGCCGAAAAAGGUCACCAGGUUGCCAUCAUGAAAGAUAUUUAUUCGCAUGCGCGCGAAGUGCGGGUUUGGCUGGGUCACCUGGAUUCGGACGUCACCAUCAGCGCCAUUGCCUCGGCCCAUCGCGUAUAUGAUCAUUGCCUAGAGGAGACCAAUAACUUGGAGGACUAUGAUUUGCAUCUAUAUGGUCCCGACCGAUCAUCUUACAGAUACGCAGAUGCGCCUUUGCCAGCUGAUUGUGACUGGAAGGCGCUGCAGGCUCUAUACUCGUUCCCCUGGUUCACCCGACUGUGGGUGGUGCAGGAGGUCGGAUUGGCCAGAAUGGCCACUUGUUACAUCGACCAGCACACGAUCGCUGCAGAAAUACUUAUACAGGCUGCGAACUGGAUGGUGCACCGGUGUUAUCAAAAGUACUAUGAAGGUGCUUGGAUCGAGGGCAUCGAAAAUGCCUCCUCUAUGCAUCGUCCCAUCGGCGCGCCCCUGAGCGGACUGGUCCGGCGAAUGCGCUCGAAGCGUUGCAAAGACCCGCGAGAUCGAGUCUAUAGCAUACUUGGCCUAUCAAGUCCCCAUUUUGCCAAUCGCAUUGUACCGGAUUAUACGAUCCCGCACGUUGCGGUAUAUGCGCAUGCGCUCCGGCUUGCGUUCGAGGAGGAUGGGGGUCUCCAAGUACUGCACUUCCUCGCAUGGUGGGUUGAGAAGCCCACCAAGAGAAGAGCAUUGAUGCGACUAAGUGAAAAUUUUCGAAAGAUGCUGUGUCUAUCGAGAGGGACUGUAGAAUCUCAGAGGUGGCCCUCGUGGGUCUUGAAGUUGCAUGCGAGCACUGAUAGUGCUUAUGGGUCCUGCCUGAACACUCAGGUAUUUGAGAAGUCGGACUGGUCAUUCCAGACGAGGUCAUUGAGCGACCCAUUUGUGCUGAGCGUUAAAGGACUGAUUGUCACCCAUGUAACCUAUACCUGUGAAGUAUUCUCGUCAGAGACUCUCGGGAUCGGCAAAAGGCUGGCACCUCUCAUUCUGCGGUGUGUGAAGCAGACCAACAAGCUGUGUCACAAGCACGGUAACUCGGUAGCCCAAGAUGACCUGAAGUUGACAUUUAUCUGCGGUAUAAAUGGACUUUGCCUCGACCUUGACGCUGACGAGACCCUCGCCUCAGAGUACCAGGAGUUUGUUGAUUGGUGCAAAUCAGCGUCAGAAAGUGGCAGGGAGCAACUAUCUCCAAGUUACCUGAAUAACAUGGGCCGCUCAUUAAACCGCCGAUUUUUCACAACAGCCAAUGGAUUGAUUGGAAUGGGCGUGCCUAACACCCAGGCUGGUGACUAUCUCUGCAUCCUUUCCGGAAGCCCUAGAUGCUUUGUAAUGAGACAGGAAGGCUCUCAUUGGAAGAUUAUUGGAGAUGCAUAUUCUCGCAGGCUUAUGAAGAGGGUGUACAUGGACAAAAUCAUAAAUCGAAACGAGUGGGAGGAACAAAGUCAAUGGUUCGACAUCUGGUAGGUCGUUAACACAGAAGCAGCGUUUGACACCGUUCUAUCAGAAUUGGGAAGCCCUUCACUUGACCCGGAGGGUCUCUUAUCACGCAGAUGUAGG
This is a messenger RNA of Aspergillus vadensis CBS 113365, 1932 nucleotides long. Its product is annotated as HET-domain-containing protein. The transcript has 2 exons. Bases 28 to 1839 code for a protein of 603 amino acids. The record is from RefSeq and is a predicted model, not a curated record. Lineage: Eukaryota; Fungi; Ascomycota; Eurotiomycetes; Eurotiales; Aspergillaceae.